Molecule: messenger RNA, 947 nt
Organism: Scutellospora calospora
Lineage: Eukaryota; Fungi; Glomeromycota; Glomeromycetes; Diversisporales; Gigasporaceae
Source: the annotation of a GenBank genome assembly
AUGAAGUAAAGGAAACAAAUAAUGCAAAUAAUGUAGAUGAAACCAAUGAAUCACUAUCUAAAUUUUAUAUAGAUAUUUUAACCGGUGCAAUUAACCCGGAACGUAAUGUAAAGACAACUAAUUUAUGGGAUUUUUUACGUUCGUAUAUUGGAGAAAAAGGUGAUCAAUACUUUCUUAAAGCAAUGGAAAAUUAUUAUUAUAAAGAUACUGGUAAACUUGCUAUAGAUGAAGAGAUUAAGGUUGCAAAUAUGGAAAUUAAGCUUUCAUUAUCACCAAAAUAUUAUAAUUGGGUACUAUUAAAUUUUAAACCUUAUCUGAAAAUAGUAUCAGAGUCCUUUAAAGACAUUUUAGCAACUCGAGUUAGUAUAGACAUAAAACUUCAAGAAGAUAACAAUAUUGCAAAUGAAACUACUACAAUGAUAUGUGAUACAUUCAAAACAUAUUGUCUGACCUAUUGUUAUACAGAAGGAUUCUUUUUACCAUCACAAUUAAAAAUUAUUUGCAAGACCACAAGUGAAGAUAUACUUAAUCCAUUGUUCAAAUGUUAUUUGUAUAUGGUGUUUGAAAUUAAACCACAAGAAGUAACUGAUUAUAUGGAUCCAAAUGAUUCUUUCAAGGUAGAAAACGCAACAUUAUUGCAUAAUGAAUUACAAGAAAAUUUAUAUAUUCAUUCUGAUUCUCUCAAUGUGAUGAAAGCAAACUCGCAAUGUGAAACUGCGCCAAUAACUGAGGAUAUUACUUUUGAGAAAUGUAAAACUAAAAAGGAAUUACAAGAACAAUGGUAUAAAGAAAUUAAAAAAUACCAUAAUAGAAUUCCUAUCGCACAAAAUAAUUUAUCUAAAUUCGAUCUCUAUAUGAAAGAAUUUUGGCAAAUCUUUGUCGAAACAGAAAUUGGUAGAGAAUUGAGAGAGAAGGAGAAAGAUAUAGAAAAGUCUUCUAAUCCUCGA